This is a messenger RNA of Oncorhynchus tshawytscha (Chinook salmon), 4569 nucleotides long. RefSeq names its product WD repeat-containing protein 47-like. Bases 411 to 3191 code for a protein of 926 amino acids. Gene Ontology annotation, molecular function: protein binding. The transcript is spliced from 17 exons. The record is from RefSeq and is a predicted model, not a curated record. NCBI's taxonomy places the organism in Eukaryota, Metazoa, Chordata, Actinopteri, Salmoniformes, Salmonidae.
CUGACAAGUAAUUAUCUCAUUGCAAGUGGCAUAAUUGGACGUUGAUUACAGUUUAUUUGAUAACAAUGUUCAAUGGAUGGUAGGGAAUGUCGAUCGUUAUCGCAAGGGCUAUGCGGGUUUUAUAUUGCAAGAGAAGAGACGCUUGGGGCGCCUCUAUGAAAAUACUGGGGUUUGAUUGGUAGACAGACGAAGCGUUGCGCUUGACAACCGAAGGGGCUGGGUAGCAGGCGACUACCAGCAGCAGAAAUCGAUCCGAGAAGACAACAGAAAGGGAGAGACAAACAACAAAAGAGACUGACGAACAAAACGAAGAAGAAUCGCUCGGACAGCUACGAUUUUCAACAACAGAAACUAAUCUAAGGAGCGUGUCUUUUCAGCCCAUGCAUUUUUAGACCAAGCCUGUCGUCACUAUGACAGCGGAGGAGAUCAUCAAUGUGAAGGAGGUGGAGAUCAUCAAGGUGAUCCUAGACUUCCUCAACUCUAGGAAGCUCCACAUUAGCAUGCUGGCCCUGGAGAAGGAGAGUGGAGUCAUCAACGGACUCUACUCUGACGACAUGCUCUUCCUCAGGCAACUGGUGCUAGAUGGGCAGUGGGACGAGGUGCUUCAGUUUAUUCAGCCGCUGGACUGCAUGGACAAGUUUGACAGGAAAAGGUUCCGUUACAUCGUCCUGAAGCAGAAGUUUUUAGAGGCCCUGUGUGUGAACAACGCCAUGUCUGCUGAGGACGAGCCACAGCAUUUGGAGUUCACCAUGCAGGAGUCGGUGAAGUGUCUUCAUGCCCUGGAGGAGUUCUGUCCAUCUAAAGAUGACUACAGCAAGCUAUGUCUGCUCCUCACUCUGCCUCGUCUCACCAACCACGCUGAGUUCAAGGACUGGAACCCCAGCACGGCACGGGUGCACUGUUUUGAGGAGGCGUGCACCAUGGUGGCAGAGUUCAUCCCUGCAGACAGGAAGCUGAGUGAGGCGGGGUUCACUGCCUCAGGGAACCGCCUCUUCCAGCUCCUCAUUAAAGGAGUUCUGUAUGAGUGCUGCGUAGAGUUCUGUCAGAGCAAGGCGACAGGCGAGGAGAUCACGGAGGGCGAGGUGCUCCUAGGGGUGGACAUGCUGUGUGGGAACGGCUGUGACGACCUGGACCUGUCCUUACUGUCCUGGAUGCAGAACCUGUCCCACAGUGUCUUUUCCUGUGCCUUCGAGCAGAAGUUGCUUCAGAUCCAUGUGGACCGCCUGGCCAAGCCUGCCAAGGCCAGCUACGCAGACCUCCUCACCCCUCUCAUCAGCAAACUAUCCCCCUACCCCUCCUCGCCCCUCCGCCGCCCCCAGUCCGCAGACACCUACAUGUCUCGGUCUCUGAACCCGGCCCUGGAUGGCCUGUCAUAUGGGCUGUCUGGCCAGGAGAAGAGGGGCCCAGGGGGGGACACGGCAGGGAGGAAGGGGAUGUCCCCCAUGUCUCAUUCCUUCGCUAACUUCCACACGGGGGGUCAGAGUCUGAGCAGGAGUCUGAUGCUGGACAGCUAUGACUGCCACAGCAUCUUUGAGGAGUCUCCUGAGAGCUCCAGGACGGACACGCCCGUGGAUAAGAUGAUGAGUUCAGGCACCCUGCGCCCCGACUCCGCCCCUGGAGAGGACGCCCCGUCACCAGGCUCUGCAGAGAGGAACGAGUUGCGUGACUCGACAGAGAAGUUUGAAGAGUUCUACCGCCAGCGUUUGAGGGUCCAGCAGCACCUGGAACAGAAGCAGCAGCAGAGACAACUCUACCAGCAGAUGCUGCUGGAGGGAGGGGUACAACACAGUGACCAGCCAGCCCCCGGGACAGACGCCAUGCAGCACAGCCUCACUGAGAAGUUCCUCAACAGGUCUAUUCAGAAGCUGGAGGAGUUGAAUUUAGGGAUGGAGAGUCUAGGGGAGGAGGUCCAGUCUCUGUCCCAGCAGUGUAACGGCACGGGCCCCACCCCCGAGAACAACAACAACGGUGACCCCGCAGGCCUGACCCCUGACCCCACUGUGACCCUGACCCCCGAGCAGGGCCGCCCUCAGGGAGGAGGGGUGGUCAGCAGCACCCCACAACGCACUGCAGGGGGACGGGAGGUGCCCCCACCUAAUGAAUCCCCCGUGGUCUCCCAGAGUCCCGAGAAAGUAGCUGGACAGACCUCUGGAUUAGAUGACUCGCCAGGAGCCCUCACCCGGAGUAAAGAGGGGGACAAGGCCAAGCCCCUGUUUGUAGCUGUGAAUACCCUGGAAGACACUCAGGCAGUGCGCGCUGUAGCCUUCCACCCCACGGGAGCGCUAUACGCCGUGGGCUCCAACUCUAAGACGCUACGCGUGUGUGCCUAUCCAAACGCACCACUGGACACCAGUGGGGUAUCAGGUAUGACCAAGCAGCCGGAGGUUCGUUUUAAGAGGAAUAAGCACCAUAAGGGUUCUAUCUACUGUGUGGCCUGGAGUCACUGUGGACAGCUGCUAGCCACUGGCUCCAACGACAAAUAUGUCAAAGUCCUGCCCUUUAGCUCAGAGACCUGCAACGCCACAGGUCCAGACCUGGAGUUCAGUAUGCACGACGGUACCAUCAGAGACCUGGCGUUCAUGGAGGGACCAGAAAGUGGAGGCGCCAUUCUGAUCAGCGCCGGAGCUGGAGACUGUAACAUCUACACCACUGACUGUCAGAGAGGACAGGGCUUACACGCUCUCAGUGGACACACAGGUCAUAUCCUGUCUCUGUAUACGUGGGGAGGGUGGAUGAUAGCGUCAGGCUCUCAGGACAAGACUGUGAGGUUCUGGGACCUGAGAGUACCGAGCUGCGUUAGAGUGGUGGGCACUGCCUUUCAUGGAUCAGGCAGUCCUGUUGCCUCGGUAGCGGUGGACCCUAGUGGUCGUCUCCUAGCGACGGGCCAGGAGGACAGCGGCUGUAUGCUUUAUGACAUCAGAGGGGGACGCAUGGUGCAGACAUACCGGCCCCACUCCAGUGAUGUGCGCUCCGUUAGGUUCUCCCCCGGGGCACACUACCUGCUCACUGGUUCCUACGACACCAAGGUCAUGAUCAGCAACCUGCAAGGUGACUUGACGAAGCCGUUGCCCCUGACUCUGGUAGGGGAGCACGGUGACAAGGUGAUUCAGUGCAGGUGGCACACACACGACCUGUCCUUCCUCUCCUCCUCCGCUGACCGUACCGUCACACUCUGGACACACAACCCCUAACACACACACACAACCUGUCCCUCCUCUGCUGACCGUACCGUCACAUACACACUCAACCCAACCCCUAGUACACACACAGUGAACAUGAAUAACCUAUAAUACACAACCUGGAUGCACCCUACACUCCCUCACCAGUUGCAAUCAACAGGACAGUUUAUCCCUCUGGAGUGAAGUCUGAGUAUCAAGGUUUGAUCUCAUGCUCAGCUCCCCUCACAUCACUGCUUCUGGGAACAACUGUCACUCUGGCAACUGCAUCCUGUACUUAGUGGUUCAACAGGUGUGUCUGGGGGGGUGGGGUACAAUGAGGGAAGUGUACCAACUGGAGAUGUUUUGCUGGAGAUGUUUUGCUACAGUGCAUUGUUUCAUAUGGUGCCUUGAUUUAUCCAGGUUCCACAAGAGCUUUAUCAAUACAGAAACCCACGUGGGUCCUCUCCAUUUCGGGGUCAAAGUUAUGUGACAUCAUUCCAGAAACAAAAUAUACAUUCCUCAUUUGCACAGUCAGUGUGUUUGUUACAACUUGUUACCAUGCUGCUAUUAUUUGAGAAGAAACCAAUGUUGUGAUCUAAACUGCUGACUGUGUGGUUCAUUACAUCAGGUGAUCAGUGUGGGAUAUCAACUAUCGAGUUGAAUCUGUUGCUUCGAUCAAUUAGCUGUUGUCAAUACUACUAGUAUACCCCUAAUGUGGAACUUUCCGAUGUCUAACGCUACUGUGCAAGUUUGCCUAUCGAGUCGCUGGCUUUGUAAAAAAAAAUAUACUUUUUUGGGGGGGUGGAGGGGGGGACUUGUACGUUGUCAUGUUUAGUGCAAAAUGCUGUCUUCGGGCAGAUAUGGUGUUUCUUGCAUUGGCUUGCUUUCAAAUGGAAAAAUACAAUACUGGUUUUAUAUCAACAUGGAAGGGAAUUACAGAUUUACUUUUUGGCUUGGCCAGAUGCAGCAGCGUACAGUUAAGUUGUAAGCAACAAUCAUUUGUAUAGCUUUACUUAGUUCUGCAAUGUUACUGGUUGUUACCUAGAUGGCAGUCUUUGACCAUAUAAAAGGGAUUCUUAUGCACAAUGAAAUCUUAGAAAAAGCUCUACAUCACAUUUAUGAACCUGUAUUGAUGGCCAUGUUUAGUUUCUGUAUCUUAUGUUUGCACCAGACACUUAUCAAGAUGCAGGCUUGAGUUUUAGGUUUUGUUCAUCAAUUUUAAAAUAAGGCCAAACUAAUAGAUGUAUUUAUUUAUAAUUUGUUAUAUUGUAUGUCUAGUCAUGAUUUUCUGUUGAUAUGAAAUAAGAUGGUGGUUCUUGUAUUUAGCUUUUAUAAAAACUUGUUUUAAGUGACAGAGAAAUGAAAGUGUGAUCGCUGCGGUGGUAUGUAAAUAAAAGCCUCUGACCCUUGA